CAGAUAUGUUUUGUGGAGCUGGACGACACGAGUUUGUUUUGCUGUUGCCCGGGUACAAAAUGCGAACCAGGCUACGGUUAUUAUACGGCAGGCACAACAAGAGCCUCUCCGCACUCGCUCGCUUCUCCAGCACAUGAGACAGCUCCUAGCUGAAAAGGGGGAGGAGCACUGCUACCACUGAGUUGUCGGGGGCUAGAAUGGAAGACGCACGUGUAGGGACGGACAGACGGGAGAAGAGAUUGAGCCGCUCUAGGCACCUGGGAGGCCGGUUCUUGUUGCUUCCUCCUGGCUUGGAAAUGGCGGAGGAAGAGGGGUACCUCGCCGUUUCGGGGGAGCGCAUCACGUUGCAACGCCGGCAACACAGCGCCUCCUGUCGGGAGUUCCUGGUGCGCUGCCCGCGGCUGCAGUUGCGCUCGCUCAGCGCCGUCACGUGUUCCGUAUGGCUGGUGGCUUAUGGGCUCUUCGUUCUCAGCCAGAAUAGUAUGGUGCUCUCUGCUGCAAUAUUUAUCACACUGAUUGGCUUGCUUGCAUACCUGCACUUUGUGAAGAUCGACCAGGAGUCCCUGCUGAUUGUUGGUUCACUUGGAAUACAGAUGACUUCAUCUUAUGCAUCUGGUAAAGAGAGUACAACUUUUAUAGAGAUGAACCAGGUCAAAGAUGUGGUCAUCAAUGAAGCCAUCUAUAUGCAAAAGGUUAUUUAUUACCUGUGCAUCCUUCUCCAGGAUCCUGUGGAACCACACAUUGUUUCUGAGGUAGUGCCACUGUUUCAGAGCUCCAAGCCACGUCUGGCCUGCCUAGUAGAAGUGUACAAAAGCUGCCAAGAAAUCCUGGAGCAAAGGAAGAAAUCUUGACAUCAGAUUUUAAUCUCUUUAAUGUUGUAAAUCUUUUAAAUAAGAUUUUAAUCUUGCAGCACCAAGAUUUUGAGAAAUAUUUGGGAAGGUAUUCACAGGCAAGCAUGUUAAUGAACUUUGGCCAUGUGGAUAACUAGACAACAGUGGAUUCUAAUGAACCAGAGAACUGAAGAUUACUGGUGCUUUCCUGGGCAAGGACUGAACGUGCAACCUUCGAGAAAUGUUAGCAGGAAAAACUACUAAACCAGGCCCCACAUCAUCUUCUGUCAACAUGCUGAUGUAGGAAACUUAGUGAUAACCUUCUUUUCUGUCAAAAAUUAACUCCGCUUAAGUGAAUGGAAAUCUACAAGGAAGGUUCAGUGGAGAAAGGAAAUUGCUUCAUUUCUUAAUACAAGCACAUGGAAGAAGGGAAACUGUCAGCAAUACAAAGUUUUGUUUUCUGAGAGCUGAUCUGUCUGAUUAUGAGAUCUGUCUGCAUCCAUACUGUAUACUUACUUACAUAUACACAUUUGUUAUCAACAUGGUAUAAUUGGUAUUAGGAGAUACAAACGCCUGUAAAUAAAGCUGUUUACUGGCUUGUUUUAGUUUGUUCA
This is a messenger RNA of Hemicordylus capensis (graceful crag lizard), 1444 nucleotides long. It is a transcript of the gene PIGH, whose product is annotated as phosphatidylinositol glycan anchor biosynthesis class H. The record is from RefSeq and is a predicted model, not a curated record. NCBI's taxonomy places the organism in Eukaryota, Metazoa, Chordata, Lepidosauria, Squamata, Cordylidae. Gene Ontology annotation, cellular component: glycosylphosphatidylinositol-N-acetylglucosaminyltransferase (GPI-GnT) complex. The coding region runs from base 198 to 851 and encodes 217 amino acids. The transcript has 4 exons. Gene Ontology annotation, biological process: GPI anchor biosynthetic process.